GACAAGACCAGAACAAGUCAUAUCAAUGGAGAAUGUAACAUCCUUUGAUUCGAACGAUUCUCAGCAAUUGUCACAUGUAAGAAAUGACUCGGGCCCUAUUAAUAUAGGAUUACCAAUAAGCACAAGUAUACAACCCCGUCAUCGUCUCUCUCCGCCUAUCAAGAGGGAGGAAAGAAAUAGCGUUCGACAAAGUAUUCCGAUAAUGAUGUCACCAAAUCUUUUUAAGACGACAUCAUAUAAUGCUAAUAUAGGGACAUCAUUAUCACCUCCGCCUCGUUCGCCAAGAUCACCCCCCCUUGUAAGAUCCGAAAAUUCUUCAACAUCAUCAUCACCAGAAGGUUUACGGUCGAUUAUUCGGGCUGGACCUCCACCAAAUAUUCCUUUACCUUUACCUCCUCCUAUACCACCUCCUAUACCACCACCUAGACCAAAAUGUACGAUAACUCAAAAUACAGUACCUAGAUCAUCACAAACAUCACGAAUUUCCAAUGAUAUUUCAAGAUCUUCAAUACCUCAUGAUAGAAUGAGAACACCAACACCAACGCGUUUUACACAUUCACAUCGUACAAUGAUGUAUUUACCUCCUUCUCUCCCACCACCGACAAUACCAUUGCCACCAGUACCGACUGAACCAACGAACAAUGGUACGUCAAUGACAUGCUAUUCAACAUCCGUUAUAACGGAAACGAUAACUGAGUUUCCUGACGAUGAUGACCUAGAUCCAGAUUACGCAGAAGA
This is a messenger RNA of Dentiscutata heterogama, 738 nucleotides long. NCBI's taxonomy places the organism in Eukaryota, Fungi, Glomeromycota, Glomeromycetes, Diversisporales, Gigasporaceae. The record is from the annotation of a GenBank genome assembly.